AUGCCCGGAACCUGGUUUCUCCCUUCCGAUUUUACCUUCACAACCGAAGGCCCACUUCGGCUGAGCAUGGUGAUUCCCCAAUGGUCUCGACCCACUACCGUCUUUGCGGAAAUGGGUUCUGGCAGCAGCAGUGCCGUCACGUUACCCGCGGUCAAAACCACCGUAGAGCGCAACCGGGCUUUCAACCGCUCCAAGUCGCGCUCCAAUAGCGUCGGGAUGUGGGCCAAGUUCGAAGGGCUCGCCUCAGGGUUGGCCAAUACGGAGACAGGCAAGAGCCGUAUCACAGACUACAGUACAACGGACCAUAAGAUCCGGACCUUCGUAGAUCCUCUGAUGGCCGAAACAGUAAGCACGAUUGCGAACCUGCCAACGGUACAGAAACGGAUCAAUUCGGGUAUGUUUGGUAAGCGAGCCGUGUACGUAGUGACCGGGCUGCGUAUCGCGACGUCGUCGUUCACUGUCACGGAGGAAGACUCAUCGAAUUUGUCCAUCGAGGUCGAAGGGUCUGGCCCAGCUUCGGGAACGACUCCGGUCGAAGUUGGAGGCAAAAUCAAACAUGAGAGCGGGAAGACGGCAAUGAAUUCUUACGAUACAGCCCCAGGGAUCGUGUUUGCUUAUUAA
Messenger RNA from Bipolaris victoriae FI3, 621 nucleotides. RefSeq lists its product as hypothetical. The transcript has a single exon. NCBI's taxonomy places the organism in Eukaryota, Fungi, Ascomycota, Dothideomycetes, Pleosporales, Pleosporaceae. The record is from RefSeq and is a predicted model, not a curated record. Bases 1 to 621 code for a protein of 206 amino acids.